Triticum urartu is the source of this 926-nucleotide messenger RNA. Its product is annotated as abscisic acid receptor PYL3-like. The record is from RefSeq and is a predicted model, not a curated record. NCBI's taxonomy places the organism in Eukaryota, Viridiplantae, Streptophyta, Magnoliopsida, Poales, Poaceae. Gene Ontology annotation, molecular function: abscisic acid binding; signaling receptor activity; protein phosphatase inhibitor activity. Gene Ontology annotation, biological process: abscisic acid-activated signaling pathway. Gene Ontology annotation, cellular component: nucleus; cytoplasm.
CUCCUCGUUAUAAGGGCACAAUUUCUAGCUCAUCUUCAAUCCCCUAGUUAAGAGUACUAUACACAGGAGGGAGAGUGAAGAUGGAUGGCGGAAGCAGCGGUGUGGGCGCAGAUGGGAUCUGGAGGCCAUGGGACGAGCACACCGUGCUCCGCCCGGAGGAGAUGGAGUACGUGCGGCGGUUCCACCAACACGUGCCAGGCGCCAACCAAUGCACCUCCUUCAUCGCCAAGCACAUCAAGGCGCCCCUCCAAACCGUUUGGUCUGUUGUGAGGAGGUUUGACAAGCCACAAGUUUACAAGCGUUUUGUGGAAAACUGUGUGAUGCAAGGGAACAUUGAGCCAGGAUGUGUUAGAGAGGUCACUCUCAAAAGUGGGUUGCCUGGUAAAUGGAGCAUCGAGAGAUUGGAGCUACUCGAUGACAAUGAGCACAUCCUUAGUGUCAUGUUUAUUGAUGGUGAUCAUCCGCUGAAGAACUAUUCAUCUAUUUUGACGGUCCACCAUGAGGUCACUGAUGGUCAUCCGGGAGCACUGGUGAUUGAGUCAUUUGUGGUCGACAUCCCAGAGGAGAACACCGAAAAUGAGAUCUUUUACCUUGUUGGGAACUUUCUCAAGUUUAACCACAAGUUGCUUGCUGAUGUGUCAGAGGGACAAAUCGAUCGCCGUGCACUAAACUAAUGGUCCCUUAUUGGUCGGCUAAUGACCAAUCAAUUAGCUUGCUCCACCCAUGAAACUUCUCUAUCAAAUUGACCGAGUGCCCUACCUUUCGUCGUUGGAUAUUUUUAGAAAUUAAUUCGUACAAUGUAUGUGGAAUAUUGUCUGUUGAGUUUGGUCUCUUCAUGUGCAUGUUUAUCAGGAUUUUAAAUUGAAGAAUAUGAAUAAAGUACCUCUUCCAUCAUUCCGGGAGAAAAUAAAGUUAAUCAGAGACAA